AGAGCCAAUACUCUGAUGCUCGCCGGCACCUCCAUUUGCCACCUGCCCACUGCUCGCAUUUUUGCAUAUGGCACCCAUUUCGACAUGCACCCCAUGGGUUUUGAAUGGCUCGACGACGAUAUCCGAAUCCUCGUAUAUGAAUCAACUGCCUCUGCACGUACUGAACAUUGGUACUUCCAAAACUCUGCUAUGGAGGAUAUGGAUGCAGAUGGCUUCGUCACGGCAAAACUCAUUCCAAUUACUUUAUGGCCGCCA
Molecule: messenger RNA, 255 nt
Organism: Suillus fuscotomentosus
Lineage: Eukaryota; Fungi; Basidiomycota; Agaricomycetes; Boletales; Suillaceae
Exons: 1
Source: RefSeq, a predicted model, not a curated record